AUGAUUAGUCAUGAAGUGUUUAAGGACACAUUGUUAAAGUGUUGGAAAGGUAAUAUUCCCAAACGGGUAGUAGUGGCUCUUUCAGGAGGUGUAGAUUCAGUAUGUUUAACCUAUUUAUUAAGUGAAUAUCGUAAUAAGUAUAAUCCUCAAUUAGAUAUUAAUGCAAUAACUAUUGAUCAUAAAUAUCGAAUAAAUUCUGAUCAUGAAGCUGUUAAAGUAGGAGAAUUAGUUCGAAAAUGGGGGGUUAAUCAUAUAAUUAAGGGGUUAAGUUAUGAACAAAAUAUUCAUAAUUUAUCAAGUUUUGAAGAAGUGGCAAGAAUGAAAAGAUAUAAAGUAUUUGAAGAUAUUUGUCUUGAAUUAAAUUCUGAUUUAUUAGUAGCCCAUAAUCUUAAUGAUCAGAUUGAAACUUUUGUUCAACGAUUACAGGGGAAUCUGUCAUUAUUUGGUCUUUGUGGAUUAAAAUUACGUUCAGUAUUACCAGUUCAACAACAAAUUCCUUAUAAACAUCAAAUAUUAGUAUUAAGACCAUUAUUAUCAUUUGAUAAACAACAACUUAUUGAAACAUGUCAAAAUUCAAAUAUUAAAUGGUUUGAAGAUAUCACUAAUAAGGAUAUAACUUUAACCAGAAGAAAUUAUCUUCGACAUCUUAUUAAUGAUAUUAUACCGAAUAAUGACAAGUAUAAUAGUAUUUCAAAACAAAAUCUAAUCGAAACUCAUCAACAAGUUGUCGAUUUACUGAAUUGUUUACUUAAAAAAGUAAAGUAUAUUCAUGAGUAUAUGAUUGAUAAUGAUUGUAUUAAAGUAGAUGAGAAAAAUGCAAAGCUUAGAUUAAUAUUUCCUAAAAGUUUACUUACUACCGAUAGUAUAUUACCGUUUAGUCGGUAUCUAUACUUUACAUUAUUCCCAUUUUCUUCAGUCAAACAUUAUCAUUGGGUAUAUGCUAAAUUAGAGCGACAAUUAGUACCUAGAUUUGUUAAUUAUUUACAAACCAACAAUAAGUCUCGAGGUAAAUUCAUAUACCUUAAUCUUGUAUUUGAAAUGACUAGUUAUGCUGAUCGUAUUUUACUUGAAGUUGUACGACAACCUAUUCAACGAACUGAUUUAUCACAAAUUGAAACUUCAGUACUGAUAACUAAUGAAUGGUCAUCAUGGGUAAUGUUCGAUAGAAGGUUCUGGCUUCGAUUUAAACUGAAUCUGUCUCUGAAUCAUCCAACAUCCCUUACCAUAGUCCCUUACAAUCAUAAACUUCAUCGAAAAUUAUUACAUCCCAAUAUUGCCCAAAGUGAUAUAUUCUCUCCUUCCAUCAAUACUAUACCGGCAAUAAUUAAUAAUGAUAAUAUGAUAGUUGGACUCCCUACACAUGAUUUGUAUAUAGACAAUUCCAUUUCAGGAGAAUGGACAUUAAAACCAAAUGUAUAUAGUAAAGAUCUUAUGGAUUAA
This is a messenger RNA of Scheffersomyces amazonensis, 1440 nucleotides long. RefSeq lists its product as uncharacterized. Gene Ontology annotation, molecular function: ATP binding; ligase activity, forming carbon-nitrogen bonds. Gene Ontology annotation, biological process: tRNA processing. Bases 1 to 1440 code for a protein of 479 amino acids. NCBI's taxonomy places the organism in Eukaryota, Fungi, Ascomycota, Pichiomycetes, Serinales, Debaryomycetaceae. The record is from RefSeq and is a predicted model, not a curated record. The transcript has a single exon.